UAGUCGUCUGGCAAGAAGCGUCGUUGCACCUAUCCCUAACUUCACUGCGGCAGAUGAAGGCAAGUUCUAAAGAUUAAUUUCUGCUCGUGUGAAACAUCCUCUGUACAUAUGAGCCACGUUUAAAUGUUGCAGAUAUUUUGCAGACAGAUCGUCCUUUGUCGUUUCAUUCUCUGGCCUAUGACAGCGCUCUCCAGAACGCUUUUCCUGUCGCGACCCUCUCCAUGAUAAAGUACCACUGUUUGACUGCUGGCGGAGAAAGCCGGAAUGUACAAGUCGCCCAGAGGUAGCCCGCAGCUAUCAUCAGUCAGCCAUAAGCACAGAACGAAAGAGCAGCGCUUAGAAUUAGACGAAACAGGCAAUAUUGGCGACUACUCACUUGCACGUGUAUCCGAGACCCAAAACGAGCGGUCAACGUUGAAACAAGCUUUACCCACCACCGAUCUAAACAGGAACAGAGAGCGGUUCCGCCCGAUUUCGAGGUUCAGACCAAUUGUCAUCAAUCCCAAUCUUCUCUUCGCUACAAAGUUCGAACACUGAACUUGUGUCGAUGCAUUGAACACAUUGUGUAGUUUAACUCUGUUUUAGCAAGUGCCUUUCGAAUGACGGUAGUUCAAAAUACUUCAUUGCAUUUGCGUGCAAAUUGUGUGUAUACGCCCAACACAGGGAGAACAAAACAUACAGUUACACAUUACCAGAUACGAAAGGACGUGCACGCAGUUCAGCAACGAUCACGCAACGAUCAGAUCUGCUUUCGAAAAUAUUGCUAGGUGCAACGCGGCUAGCCAAUCUGUGAUAGGAGCUUGAUAGCUAUGAUCUGGCCCUUCUUCCUGAGAGCCUUCGCUUUUCGUUUGGAAGAACGGUCACGCCUAAAAAAGCUGUUGUCAAGACACUUCGAUCUAGAAAACCUACGUACCUAUCAAAUCACUGCUUGCAUUGAAGAAUAGGCCGUAAUUACCUGAUUGAGCAACGCCUGCAGGAUAAGUACUCAUGGCAUUUAUAUAACACCGAGACCUUUCAUACAGUUCAGCUAACAACGAGAAUAAUUGAUUGGUUUCGUUGUUGACGAAGACUGAUUACCUUUCUGAUGUCUGUGACAGAACGCAGUGAUCUUCAUCGUCUAAUCGCAUCCUCGUCGGUUUGAAAACUUGUCAAAAAGCGACAAUAGACUGCCAUAUUUCCUUAGAUCAAUACGAGAAAUUUCUUAGAACCGAGAUCAAAGAACAAAGACCUUGCUUUAAUUGCACCUGCAAACGAAUUUCAGUACCAAUAGCGGUUAGAAAAAUCGAUUCAGCUGACUUGUGCAAUUGCUGUCAGCUUGUUUUACAACAACUCAAAUACUGCACAGAUACAGAGUGCAGGAAUCGACGCGAAUGAAUUUGACAACCCGAUUCGCAGUCCUUAUUUUCGUUCUGGCGUUAGUAUGGCAUUACAGUUUCGGUCUCCUUGGCGGUAGAAAUCGUGCAGGCUCGUCGCGAGAACCCAAAAAAAACUUGCACAAGACCAUCGUUUACACGUACGGACUGACAAUUGCCGAAGUUAAAAGGGAACCUUUUAAUGGAAAUAUAACUUAUUGUAAACUCAUCGAACUCAAAACAGGGGACGAAUGUACGAAGAUAUUGGAGAACGUCACUGCUCCCAUACGGCAUUUAUGCGCCAAAAAGAUGAUGAAUUUAAUCGUCCAAUGCAUGAAUUCGCCGAACGAGGGUGGCGUCGAUAACGUCGGAGACGAUACUGGAUUCUUAGCGGGCUUAAUUUCAGGAAUCUAUCCCGGUACAAAAUGGUGUGGUGCUGGGCAUAGAGCGAAAAAUUAUUUCGAUCUCGGCUUAGAGGUGGAACUCGACAAAUGUUGCAGAGCUCACGACCAUUGCCCCAUUAAAGUCGGACCAUGGGCUCUUGGUUUUGGAGGACGCAACUGGGCUUUCUAUACGAUAUCACAUUGCGACUGUGAUACUGACUUCUUCAACUGCCUCGCUGAAGUUGAUAAUCAAGCGGCUGAUACUAUCGGAGUAUUGUACUUCAAUACAAUGAAAGUACCCUGCCUUCGCGAAAGUCCACAAGUAAAGCUUUGCCCACCAGCAACGUCAAGCGAACGAUGUCCGACGGCUCAUUUGCAAGACAUGCUAGUGCUUAAUUCAUUUCAACCAGAAUAUGUAUUUUAUGAGAAAAACCGUACCAGGCCGCGAUGAUCAUAUAAAGCGCAGUUCUUCGGUGAUCUGAUAAUACCUAAUAAAUUAUCCGUACGGCAUAAGCUACUAACUGGUCGGAUAAAUAGAUUUUAGAGAAACCUUGUGUUUGGUAGACGCUUCAAGGAACCAUUAUAUCACCUUCGCUGUCAAGUCAUAUCUAUAAUGCGAACAAUUUUAGUAAGACAGAAUCCCUCAAUCAUUUGAAGACACCAUGGAAAUAACCAUAGAAUCAAGGCAAAGCGGUUUGCAACAAAGUAAAGCAACUACUUAUCAGCGUAAUGCGUCGUCGACGCCCGAUUUGCAGUAAUAUUGCGGUAAAUAUACACGUUGUUAUACAGAGAAGGAACUGUCACAUUAACAUUUGAAUUUCUUCAACCCAUAUAAGCCACGAAGCGUUUUAACAGCUUACUUUCUUAAGCCUGGAGGACAAAUAUGUUGGUUUUUUAGAUCAUCUAUUUAUAGGGCAGGAAAUUUAAAUAGCAUUUUAUUUUUCUUUUUUUGUUACUUACUCAGAUUCUACCUAAGGCUACAUCUAAACAGUUUGGAGCAGCCUAUCUUACAUUUGCUAGAAUACAGUCAUGUUUACUCAAUAUAAUGCGCCAUCCACAGUUUUCUUUUGUGAGUGUACCUGUGCCUCUUUGGUGGAGGCACGAGUGAGCGAGUCGAUGUUGUCAUUCGGAAAUCUGUUAGACUCAUAAAUGCUCUGUACAUGAAUCUCCAGCAACGGAUGUAAAUAUGCGCCGUUUUGUGGCCAUAUAUGCUCACUCCAUACACCACCACGCACACCAUGGCAAUAAAGCCAGUCCUCCUCUAUCCAUAUAGAAUAAGCCGAUUUGCUGAGAAACGUAUGGCCUCUUUUUAGAUACUUUAGCUGUCCAUGGUUGCAUGAUUUUUAUAACUGCAGAUGUAGCUUCGUUGGCGUUUUGGGAAUAUGGUAUCAUGAUGUAUAUUUCACUAGUUAUCACACAAACCACACAAACAACAAAGCUAAGUUUGCUUUUCCUCACAAUAAGCAUAUACCUAUGGGAUUGUGAGCACGCCGGAAAUUAUUUCUGCGAUUAUUUUUUGCAUCGAUAGGGAAUCCCUAUGUUACUGUCCGAAAAGAACCGAAGACAACCUGCUGCUUGCUCUUCGCGAAAAUUGUUAAGUUGACGUAAACGACACGGAUCACGUAAUUGGUUUUAUUGUCUUCAGAAAAAAUCUGUCUUACUUCUAUGACACAUGGCAUGUACUUAAGCCUUCAUGAACAAUCCGUAACGUUGUACGUCUACUUAUAUCAGAUAUUAACGACCUGAUCGUAAUAAAAGGAUCAUUCGAAGUGUAAUUUCAAACGACACCCGUGUACCCUGAGAUCCUCGCUGUUUUUUUUUACCUCAAUCACGGAUUUUUUAUUUUGCUUUGUUGUAAUCGGCUUUUGCUUCUUCUGCAGUCGUAUUUAUCAUUGGCGAAGCGGUGCCUUUUUAUCAGUCUGGAGUAAGCCAAAACGUUCACACUUCGCCCAGCAUGAAGAUAUUUGAUAAUAGUUGACC
Varroa destructor (honeybee mite) is the source of this 3715-nucleotide messenger RNA. Its product is annotated as acidic phospholipase A2 PA4-like. The record is from RefSeq and is a predicted model, not a curated record. Gene Ontology annotation, biological process: arachidonate secretion; phospholipid metabolic process. Gene Ontology annotation, molecular function: A2-type glycerophospholipase activity. NCBI's taxonomy places the organism in Eukaryota, Metazoa, Arthropoda, Arachnida, Mesostigmata, Varroidae.